GACUUUAGCGAUCUCGAGCUCAAGCCGGACCACGCGAACCGGCCGCUCUGGGCCUGCCCCGACGGGUCCAUCUUCCUCGAGGCUCGGAGCGCCUUGUACGGGCCGGCCUACGAUUUUCUGGUCGCCAUCGCGGAGCCCGUCGCGCGGCCGGAGCACGUGCACGAAUACCGGCUCACGCCCUACAGUUUGUACGCGGCCGUGUCCGUCGACAUCGCGCCCGCGAGCAUCUGCGACGUGCUCGACAAACUGUCCAAGGUGAAACUGCCGGCGCGCAUCCGGGCUUAUGUCAUGGACUGCACGAAGAACUUUGGGCGCGCGAAGCUGGUGUUGCGCGGCAACCGGCACCACGUCGAGUCGUCCGACGCGGCGGCGCUGCGGACGUUGUUGGAGCACGCGGGCAUCCGCGGCGCGCGGGACGCCAGCGAGGACGGCGACGACGAGGAGUUCCGCGCGGGCGAGGUCGCGGCGGAGCUCGCGGCGAAUCGCGCGUAUCUGGAGUUGGCGGCGGAGCUCGACGGCAGCGACGACGAGGGCGCCGAGGACGACGGCGCGGCGGCGCCGGGCGCGACGCUGCGCACCUACUCCUUCAAGCUCAAAGUCGGGACGGCGCAGGACGUGAAGAAGUUCGCCGCGAACGAUUUGGACUUCCCGCUGGCCGAGGAGUACGACUUCCGCCACGAUCUGGACAACGCGGUGCUGCCCGUGGAUUUGAGACCUUCCACGAAGAUCCGCUCCUACCAGGAGAAGUCGCUGUCGAAGAUGUUCGGCAACGGCCGCGCGCGGAGCGGCAUCAUCGUGUUGCCGUGCGGCGCGGGCAAGACGCUGACGGCGAUCGUCGCGGCGGCGACGGUGAAGCGGUCGACGCUCGUGCUGUGCACGAACGCGACGGCCGUGGCCCAGUGGAAGGCCCAGUUCGCGCUCUGGACGUCGCUGGACCCCGCGCGGAUCUCGCUGUUCACGGCGGAGGUCAAGGAGGACCUGCACCCCGAGUGCGGCGUGCUCAUCACGACGUACCACAUGGUGAGCUUCGGGGGCCAGCGGUCCUUGGAUGGCGAGCGCCUCAUCGAGGCCGUCAAGGCGCGCGAGUGGGGUUUGAUGCUCCUCGACGAGGUCCACGUCGUGCCGGCGCAGACGUUCCGCCGGGUCCUCGCGGUGUGCAACGCGCACUGCAAGCUCGGGCUGACGGCGACGCUCGUGCGCGAGGACGACCUGAUCACGGAUCUGAACUUUUUGAUCGGGCCGAAGCUCUACGAGGCGAACUGGAUGGACCUGACGAAGAACGGGCAUUUGGCGAACGUGCAGUGCGUCGAGGUCUGGUGCCCCAUGGCCGGGCCCUUCUACCGCGAGUAUCUGCGCCACGGCGGCUGCGGCCAGGAGGCGAAGCCGCGCGCGGGCGGCGACGCGCGAUGCCGCCGGUUGCUGUACGUCAUGAACCCGAACAAGUUCCGCGCGUGCGAGUACCUCGUGCACUACCACGAGCAGCGCGGCGACAAGGUCAUCGUCUUCUCCGACGACGUCUUCGCGCUGUUAAAGUACGCGACGGCGCUCGGGCGGCCCGCGAUCUACGGCGCGACAAAGGAAGCGGAGCGCCAGGCCGUGCUCGGGUCCUUCCGCUUCAACUCCCUCGUGAACACGAUCUGCCUCUCGAAAGUCGGCGACGUCGCCAUCGACCUCCCGGAGGCGAACGUCAUCGUCCAGGUGUCGUCGCACUUCGGGUCGCGCAGGCAGGAGGCGCAGCGGCUCGGGCGCAUCCUCCGCGCGAAGCCUUCCGCCGACGGCGACGGCUUCAACGCCUUCUUCUACACGUUGGUGUCCACGGACACGGCGGAGAUGUUCUACAGCGCGAAGCGCCAGCAGUACCUCGUGGACCAGGGCUACACGUUCAAAGUCGUCACGGAUCUG
Molecule: messenger RNA, 1902 nt
Organism: Aureococcus anophagefferens
Lineage: Eukaryota; Pelagophyceae; Pelagomonadales; Pelagomonadaceae
Exons: 2
Biological process (GO): transcription initiation at RNA polymerase II promoter; nucleotide-excision repair
Cellular component (GO): transcription preinitiation complex; nucleotide-excision repair factor 3 complex; transcription factor TFIIH holo complex
Molecular function (GO): 3'-5' DNA helicase activity; ATP binding; hydrolase activity
Source: RefSeq, a predicted model, not a curated record